GCAGCAUGAUACACUGUGGCUUGUAGAGACCUAGGCCUUGCCCCUCUAAAUCUCUCUCUUACCUAGUAACUAGGUUCGCAUAUUGUAGACCGCUAUUCCCCACAACCCUUUUGCGCGAACGAUUUUGUUUCUGUAAACGUCAUAGCCAUAUAGCGCGUGCUAAGUGGUAUUACGCCUACAUCCGACUAUUUCGCUAUCACCAGGCCUCGGGAAUACUCCCUAUCUUCCCUCUGCCUUGCGUCCUCAAUCAAACACGUUUGGCCGACAUGGACGGUCCGGCUGCUACCCAUCCCAAAGUCGUCUCUUUUCGACAGAGCGAAGAUUCUCGUGGUCCAUUAGCAGAAUACAUAAAUGAGCAGUCACCUCUCAUCCAACCUCGUCGUUCGGGUGAAGGAGAUGCACUGCUCAAGGUAGACUCUCCGGAUGGCCUUGAUGACUGGCAAGAGGAAGCUGAUGAAGAAACAAAGAGCAGUUGGUAUCUGUUCUUAUUAACACUCAGUGGCCUUGGUUUGCAGAUUGGUUGGUCGGUUGAAACCUCGAAUGGCUCGCCCUAUCUGCUCUCUCUCGGUCUCAGUAAAUCAUUCCUCGCACUGGUCUGGAUUGCAGGGCCCCUUUCGGGAGUGCUUGUACAACCCUACGUAGGCAUGAAGAGUGACAACUGCAGAAUGCGUUGGGGCAAGAGAAGACCCUUCAUCGUGGGCGGAGCAGCAGCUACCAUUGUAUCCCUCAUGAUACUCGCGUGGACAAAGGAGAUCGUUUCUGGGUUUUUGGGGAUUUUUGGUGCAGACAAAGAGUCCCGAGGGGUUCAGAUCAGUGUUAUGGUCUUCGCAGUACUCUUCGUUUAUGUACUAGACUUUGCCAUAAACGUCAUCCAAGCGGGUAUUCGUGCCUUCAUUGUCGACUGCGCCCCGACUCAUCAACAAGAGUCCGCCAAUGCCUGGAUCAUGCGUACAUCUGGAGCUGGGAAUAUCCUAGGAUAUCUUGCUGGAAACAUAAAGCUACCGCAAUAUUUGCCCUUUCUGGGGGAUACGCAGUUCAAAGUUCUAUGCGCCAUUGCAUCAUUUAUCAUGGCUCUCACGGUUGGAAUCAGUUGCGUUGCGGUUGAAGAACGAGAUCCCCGGUUUGAUGGAGAAGCUCAAGUCGAAGAGGGACUUCUGGCCUUUUUCAAGUCUCUGUACCGUUCCGUACGCAAGCUUCCACUUCAGAUCAAACGAGUAUGCCAAGUACAGUUCUUCGCUUGGAUAGGCUGGUUCCCCUUUCUAUUCUACAUCACGACAUACGUUGGGGAGAUUUAUACGGAGCCCGAGUUUGAGGCACACCCUGAUUUGACAGACACUCAAAUCAACGAUCUUUUAGAAGAAGGAACUAGGAUCGGUUCUCGUGCUCUUCUCAUAUUCGCCAUUACGACGUUUGCGGCAUCGGUUUUCCUGCCUUUUAUCAUCCCCCCUACUUAUGAAGCUCCAAAGGCUGACCAUGUUACUACACCAAUGACACCUAUGACGCCGACUACCCCUCAUUCCAUGUCUGGAUCUGGGUAUUUUUCCUAUGAUCCUCACAAAUCUCAAAAGAAACCCCAGAAAUGGUCUGACCGUUGGGCUAGAUAUGCAAAUAUCCUCCAAAUUUCAAGCCUGACACUUCGGAGGGCAUGGUUUCUAUCGCACAUCAUGUUUGCUGUUCUCAUGGCCGCCACCUUCUUUGUUCGAUCAACCUUUACCGCCACCGUGCUCGUCGGUCUGAUCGGCAUUCCUUGGGGUAUCACGAAUUGGGCGCCUUUUGCUCUUAUCUCCUCUGAAAUAUCCAAGCGCGACGCAAUGAAACGAGGCCUCAUUCGCCCAGCCUCUCGAGACGCGGCGUUGAUUGCUGCUGGGGAAGAUGAUGCUGAAGGUGCAGAUCAGGCUGGUGUGGUACUGGGCAUUCACAAUGUGGCCAUUGCGGCACCACAAGUUAUCGCCACCUUCGUCAGCUCGAUCAUCUUCAAGUUACUACAGAAGCCAAGGGGAACACCAGGAGACAACAGUGUAGCAUGGGUCCUACGUUUCGGGGGCAUUUGCGCAUUGGUGGCUGCAUAUUUCACUCUGAGAGUCAGGGAAGAUAAAGAGGAUACCGAUCUUCAGAGUGAGCGUAGACGUAGAUUUUCUUGAGUUUUGGGAAUACAUUGCAGGCGUAUAAGCGCAUGAGCAUAAGCAUGGCGUUGGCAUUUGGAUAGGCAUCGGUUCAUGA
Molecule: messenger RNA, 2220 nt
Organism: Aaosphaeria arxii CBS 175.79
Lineage: Eukaryota; Fungi; Ascomycota; Dothideomycetes; Pleosporales
Exons: 3
Coding region: 267-2141 (624 amino acids)
Cellular component (GO): membrane
Molecular function (GO): sucrose:proton symporter activity
Source: RefSeq, a predicted model, not a curated record